AUGAACAAUCGUCAGAGUAGUAAUCAUAUUUACAUAUCUCUGUGGAAGCUUCCCAUUUUGCACAAAGUUCAUAUUUUUGCUUGGAAGUGCCAUGAAAACAUUCUUCCAGCUAAAACUGUUCUUGCGAGAUUUUCCAAUGGUCGUGAUACUUCUUGUAAUAUGUGUAACUCUGGUAUUUCUGAAUCACCUGAACACAUUAUACUGCACUGUGAAUUUUCGAAAGUUGUUUGGUCUCUAACCCCUUAUGCAGAUAUUAUUAAACAAGAUAGUGCUUCUAGCAUUAACCUGCAGGAUUGGGUUAUUAAAUGGCUCUCGGAUGAUGGACUGACAAAGAAGGCAGGGUCUGUCUUUUCAAUUUCUUGGAGCAUUUGGAAAGAUAGAUGUUCCAGUGUCUUUCAAGGAAAAAAUCUUAAUCACCAGUCUACUGCUAGACUUGCUCUCAAGUUAAUCAAUGAUACUGAGUCAUACUUGAACAAUUCUAUUCCUCAUGACCUAGUUAGACCAGCCUCUGUAGCUGAUAAAACCAUUGAUCAUGUCACUAGCACAUUGUCAUUUGAUUGUCAUAUUAUCUUUUCUGAUGUUGCCUUUGAUAAUGAUACUAAAUUAUCUGGUAUUGGUUUGGUAUUAACUGACCUUGCUGGCGCAUUUCUUGGAUGCAAACUCAAAGCUGGGAAUGUGAGGAAUGCCGAGGAAGCCGAAAGUAUGGCCUUAUUUGAAGCAGUGAAAUGGGAUAAAAUUAAAGGGCUAGAUAAAGUAUGCUUUGUCAGUGAUGCUAGCAGAUAA
Molecule: messenger RNA, 783 nt
Organism: Papaver somniferum (opium poppy)
Lineage: Eukaryota; Viridiplantae; Streptophyta; Magnoliopsida; Ranunculales; Papaveraceae
Exons: 1
Coding region: 1-783 (260 amino acids)
Molecular function (GO): RNA-DNA hybrid ribonuclease activity; nucleic acid binding
Source: RefSeq, a predicted model, not a curated record